Molecule: messenger RNA, 1650 nt
Organism: Ogataea haglerorum
Lineage: Eukaryota; Fungi; Ascomycota; Pichiomycetes; Pichiales; Pichiaceae
Exons: 1
Coding region: 1-1650 (549 amino acids)
Biological process (GO): glycolipid translocation; dolichol-linked oligosaccharide biosynthetic process
Cellular component (GO): endoplasmic reticulum membrane
Source: RefSeq, a predicted model, not a curated record
AUGAAUACUAGGACCAAUCCUGAGAUCUCAAACAAUGUGCGGUCUUCGAAGAAGGGAGAUUCUGCUGCCGGUUUUGACUUGACCCGUGCAGCCUGUAUCCUAAUUGCGGGACAGACCACAAUUAAGUUCAUGACAUUUGCAAUGAACCAAAUGUUGAUUCAACAUGUCACACCGACAGGUCUCGGACUUUGCAGCCUGAUCGAAUUUGUGAUCAACACUGUGCUUUUUAUCAGCAGAGAGCCUGUCCGACUAUCUGUGCAGGCUAUGAAUACCGAACUAAAGGAAUACGAUCAGCUUUUGGUGAACUUUUCCUACUUGCCGUUGGUUUUCUGUGCCAUUAUUGCUGGCCCUUUUGUCCACUGGCAAUUGGGUUUCGGCAGCCUAUUUCUGAGCUCCUGGCACUAUCAGGUCUGUCUAGUCGCUAUCAUAGCGUCGCUGGUGCUGGAGAUCCUCAGUGAGCCUUACUAUAAUGCCAACCAAACACAAUUGAAUGUCACGAAAAGAGCGAAGAUUGAGAGUUUUGCCUCGUUUGUCAAAUGCGUGGUUCAGUUCACCAUCGUGAUGAACGUUCGCAUGAAAGCAGGCAAAGACGCCACUUUUGUGGUUGCUUACAUCCUGGCACAAUUCUUUUACUCGCUCACCGUUUUUGUGUGUUAUUCGAGAUUUAGGCUCGCUUUACCUCGUCUCUCAUCUACAGGAGCCUUCCUCGAACCAUUGACAUGGAAUUAUCUGCGCUCGCUUUUUCUUCAGCAAAUAUUUAAGCACUUCCUCACCGAGGGAGACAGGUUUGUGCUUAAUCAAUUCUUUCCUAUCGUCGAUCAGGGAUACUACUCUAUCGUGCUCAACUAUGGGUCUUUAAUGGCGCGCUUGUUGUUCCAACCAGUUGAGGAAACCAUCAGAAUGAAUACAGCAAAGCUUUUCGCUUCGAAUCAGCCAGAAACAUGUAAGCGGGCAAACCUCAACCGCAACAUUUACAAAGUGGUAACCGUUUACAUAUACAUAUUGACUCUGCUACUCAUCUUUGCACCCCGAAAUACUUCAUUCUUCAUUCAUCAAGCAUUUCCAAACAUAGCGGAUCCAGAAAAGUUUGUCGAAGUUUUCAAGAUCUACUGGUAUUACCUUCCUCUACUAUCCAUGAAUGGCGUACUCGAAGCGCUGUUCAACUCUGUCUAUACAGAUCCAGAUCACGUGAGUCUGUACUCGCGCCUAAUGUUCGUCAAUUCCGCGUGUUUCUAUCUGACGUCUGCUUUCUUUAUCAAACGCUUGCAGCUUGGGCUUGUAGGGUUGAUUUUGGCGAACUCUAUCAACAUGCUCAUUCGGAUUUUAUUUUGCGCUUUCGAAGUCAAACCGUUCCUCAACUUCAAAGACCAAAAUUACACAAAAUUCCUCUACUUCUGGGCAUUUUGCGCUGUCAUAGUCGCCAUUCAAAACAAAAUUGUUGCAGGAGAUACGGUCACUGCCAUUCAGUUCGGUCAGGAUUUUGGACUCGGACUUAUUGCUUUGGCUUUUAUCGUCAUAAUCGAAAGCAAAAUUUAUCGUCUAGCAUAUGAUUUAUUAGCGAACCCUUCUGCGACAGUACGGACAACUGUCGCUGAGAUUAUACCACGUUCCGAAACAUUCCUGAUGAAACACGUGCCGACAGGCCAAUAA